Molecule: messenger RNA, 795 nt
Organism: Prunus dulcis (almond)
Lineage: Eukaryota; Viridiplantae; Streptophyta; Magnoliopsida; Rosales; Rosaceae
Product: iron-sulfur assembly protein IscA-like 2, mitochondrial
Exons: 4
Coding region: 106-585 (159 amino acids)
Biological process (GO): iron-sulfur cluster assembly
Cellular component (GO): mitochondrion
Molecular function (GO): 4 iron, 4 sulfur cluster binding; iron ion binding; 2 iron, 2 sulfur cluster binding
Source: RefSeq, a predicted model, not a curated record
UCAAAAGCAGCCAAGCGUCCCAGAAGGAGGAAGCGCGAGUUUUGCUUACGAUGGCGUACUGAGAGAGAAGAGAGAAUAAUAGGCAUAAUAAUAAUAACAACAACAAUGGCUCCAAGAUCUCUGAUUCUUCACCGACUCACGCCCUUCUUUGCAGCUCGAAUCAGGCAGAACCAGAGGCUUCUAAGCUCUUCCUUCUAUUCGUCUUCUGCUGUAGAAGAAGCCUCUUCUUCAUCUUCAUCUUCAUCUCCGUCCCUCGAUGCUGUUGUGAUGACUGAUACAUGUGUUCAAAGAAUGAAGCAGCUGCAAGCCAGUGAAGCAGAGGGAAAGAUGCUUCGCUUGAGUGUAGAAACUGGUGGAUGUUCUGGGUUCCAAUAUGUUUUUGAUCUGGAUGACAAAACCCACCCAGAUGACAGAGUAUUUGAGAAAGAAGGAGUAAAGCUGGUGGUCGACAAUGUUUCAUAUGAUUUUGUGAAAGGAGCAACUGUUGAUUAUGUUGAGGAGCUGAUCCGUUCUGCUUUCCAAGUGACUACAAAUCCAAGUGCAGUAGGUGGGUGCAGUUGUAAAAGUUCCUUCAUGGUCAAAUGAUAGAUUUGCAAGUACUUUUAUGCACUCCCUUCCAAGAUACCUAAAACUAAGAGGUGAAUUAGGUUCAGCCUAAACGGGUGCUUGCAUAUAAAUUUUUACUAUAUUUUUUUUAAAAAUAAUAAUUAUGUAAGUACAUUGUAUAAGUUUUUUGAUGUACCAAACGCUUGUACCACAUAUAUUUCAUUGAGAUAUUUUUCUUAUACUUUGUCA